Messenger RNA from Closterium sp. NIES-67, 513 nucleotides. The record is from the annotation of a GenBank genome assembly. Lineage: Eukaryota; Viridiplantae; Streptophyta; Zygnematophyceae; Desmidiales; Closteriaceae.
GUUAACAACUUCCACCCGCUUUGCACACUUAUCAGCCGUAACUACUAGUGUGUGGCUCAUAAUUACGCCUGCGAAUCACGCGGUGAUUCGCGAAAACGUUUCGGUAGAGUACAUACCGCUCGUUUCCGACAUACGUUUCGUUUCAGGACAGGCGAGGAGUGAGGCGAGGAGUGAGGCGAGGAGUGAGGCGAGGAGUGAGGCGAGGCGAGGAGUGAGGCGAGGAGUGAGGCGAGGAGUGAGGCGAGGAGUGAGGCGAGGAGUGAGGCCCGGGAGUUCCAAACCCGCAAUCGUAGUCCUCGAUAUUAUUACUUCCUCCUUCGUCUUCCGUCGUUUAAUCAAUGGCGGCGAGUGCGAACCCGCCGGUCUUAGACAUCACUAUUGACCCGGCGAGCCCUUUGGAAGCGAAGGAAACGGCCGUCAGGACCAUAGCGCACAGGCUGAUGCCAGCGUGGCAGCAGCUGCCAGAGACAGCCUUGCGAGUCUCCACCAUCUCAGGCGGCAUCACCAACCUUA